Molecule: messenger RNA, 586 nt
Organism: Trichoderma asperellum CBS 433.97
Lineage: Eukaryota; Fungi; Ascomycota; Sordariomycetes; Hypocreales; Hypocreaceae
Source: RefSeq, a predicted model, not a curated record
GAUUUCUCAACUUCUUCAGAUUCUUCGGCUCCCUUUGAUGCGUUCAAAGCCAGUGCUUUCUCGCUCUAACGCAUCGCCACAAAAUCCCAUCCGACUACAUAAUUCGCUCUCUCAUAAUUCGCCCGAGACCCUCAACAACUAUGCGGACUCCCAAGGUUUCUGGAGCUUCUCCUAGCUUACUAGGCUCUCAGACUACUAGCACUUAUAGAUCGCCUAGCCUUCCUAGCCGUCCUAUAUCCUCUAGACCCCUUACUCCUGCUAGCAUUUCUGUGACUUCUCUAGCUACCUCAGAGAGACUAAGCACGCCUCAAAUUGACGUUGCUGCUACUUCUUCUCUGUAUUGGGAGCUAACAAUACCGCCUCCAUUCCGUGUCCCCCCAAUCCGUCGGUCUGAUAGACGAAGUUUAGCCCUGAGCGGUGAUACAUAUUCUGAAAUCCGCUACGACGGCCCUCUUCGGCUGACAGACGAGAUGACGUACUAUCUCGCCCUAUAACACUACCACCAAUGGCGCAACGCGCAAGACAUAUGUUCUUGGCUUCUUGGUACACGUCCGGCCACCCAAGAGGUAGUGAAAUACGGCCUCAU